UUUUUCGGCUGUUGGGCAAGAAGCUCCCACAACAAACUGGCACGCGUGGCGGCCCGAACAACACGAGACACGCACGCAAGCAAGCAAGCACCAUGGCACGGCCUAAGAAGAAGAAAAUCGGCAAGCGCGGAGCCGAUGGCCGGGCGGUUCCGAACAAACCGAAGCCGGCGCAGCAACAUGAUCUUCCGUCACGCGGCGCUGGUGAUGCGCUCUCCGACGGCCACGACAGCGCCGAUUUGAUGGACGUGGAUCAGGAAGAAGGCAAGGCGGCGGCAGACGAGGAUGGUAACGACGAGGACUGGUGCGAUGAGGAUACCAGCGGCGCAGACAGCAAUGGUAGAGGUCAGUCGAUCCUGAGUUUUGCGAAGUGGUCGGUGGCGUCCGCAGGUCGCAGUGAAGGAAGUGCGGCGAAAAAAUAUCCGCCGCGUGUGCUGUCGAGAAGUCCGCAAUUUCGCAAAAGAAAAAAACUUCUCCAGCAACAAGCAGUAGGCUUGGCACGAGCCAUGGGAGCGUUCAUCCGUAAGUCGCAGCAGCAGCAGCAGGAGCAGGGAAAGGAGGAGAGCUCCUCUGCCAGUGGUAAGGUUGGCCCAGCAGAGAAGUCAGCGCCGGUUUUAGAGGUUGAGUCGCACACAAGCUCUACUGGCGGCGGCGGCGUUUUGGAGUUGCGCCGCAGCAGCAACGGCAGCAUCGGCAACAUGUCGAUAGCUUCGGGCCAUGGGCUGAGCAUAGAUGAGUGGUGUAGUCGUCGAGAUAUGCUGGGCGCCGAAGGAGUGCUGGACGAGUACUGCGAUACCUCGUCAGACGAUUUUCUUGAUGAUAUGGACUACAGCAGCAGCAGAGGGCGAGAGCGCUCUUCGGGGGCACGGUUAGGGGGUUCCGUGAAUGCAUAG
Messenger RNA from Ectocarpus sp. CCAP 1310/34, 890 nucleotides. The record is from the annotation of a GenBank genome assembly. NCBI's taxonomy places the organism in Eukaryota, Phaeophyceae, Ectocarpales, Ectocarpaceae.